UCAUGAGACACGUCAUAAAUAAAUAAUGAAAGAAUGUAAGUUCGAUGUACGAAUUUCAUACUAAAGAAUUAAUAAACUAUCCAUUGUUUAUUAUUCCAUUGAACUGAACAGUCGUAAAAAUAAAAGGUUAAAUAAAUAAAAAGUUAGGUGCUACUGAAAUAGCAGAAUGAAGUAGUGGAUGGCAAAAUCGAAAUGUGGCUACAAAAUUGACACGUCAUUGGUAAUACACCAAUCAGCAGAAGAGUUUAGAAGGUACUGCCAAUCGUCUUUGUUGGUUACAGAGCCGACCACGGGCAAUCUACUUUCGAUUUAACAUUCGAAAUGAAGAUGGCUGCCGAGGUGAGGUGGCUUUUAAUUUUUCAAAUAUUUUGUUUAAUUUGUGCGGCUUUCGGCGAGACACCUCAUCGGAAAUUCGAGUAUAAAUAUUCAUUUAAGCCACCGUAUCUUGCACAAAAAGAUGGGAGCGUGCCUUUCUGGGAAUACGGAGGAAAUGCGAUUGCUAGUGCAGAAAAUGUUAGAGUAGCUCCAUCAUUAAAAAGCCAAAAAGGUGCAAUAUGGGUGAAACAACCUGUUACCUUUGAUUGGUGGGAAGUUGAACUUAUAUUCAGAAUAACAGGAAGAGGAAGAAUUGGAGCAGAUGGUUUAGCAUUUUGGUACACUGCUGCAAAAGGUGCUUACAAUGGCACUGUCUUUGGCAGUUCUGAUCAGUGGAAAGGUCUUGGCAUCUUCUUUGACUCCUUUGACAAUGACAAUAAACACAAUAAUCCUUAUAUCAUGGCAGUCCUCAAUGAAGGCACAGAAAGCUUUGAUCAUACUAAUGAUGGCACAACACAGUUAUCCGCUGGUUGUUUAAGAGACUUUCGCAAUAAACCAUUUGCAACAAGAGCGAAAAUUGAAUAUUACCAGAACACUUUAACAGUGUUAUUCCAUAAUGGUAUGACAAACAGUGAACAAGAUUAUGAAAUGUGUUUCCGAGUUGAAAAUGUUGGUUUACCAAAAGGAGGAUACUUUGGUGUUUCUGCUGCUACCGGUGGUUUGGCUGAUGAUCACGAUGUUUCACAUUUCUUAACACAUUCUUUAUAUCCUCCUGGUCAAUUUCGGCCAGAUGGGCAAAAAGUAUCUCUUGAGGAACAACAAAAACUUAGUCAGGAGUAUAUGGAUUACCAGAAAAAGUUAGAGCAACAAAAGGAAGAAUAUCGCAGAGAUCAUCCAAAUGAACAACGCGAAAAAGAAGAAUUUAUGGAAUAUUUCGAAACUGAUAAUCAAAGAGAAUUGCGACAAAUUUUCGCUGGUCAAAGUCAAAUGUUUGAUGCUCUGCGCGAACUGAACAGAAAAUUAGACGAGAUAGUAGGAAGACAAGAAAGAUCUUUAAGUUUAAUAUCUCAACUUCAAGUUGGUGGUGUACAAAUGGGAGGUCAACCAGGACAACAAGUACAAUUGAUCGACACGAUUCGUCGACAAGAAGUCGAUGCUUUGUUAAACAAUCAAAAUAAUAUAUUAAAUACAGCAAGAGAAAUUAAGUCUUUUGUAAACGAAGUAUACUCCAAGACUGAUACUAUUCUUAACAAUCAGGCUCGAAGUCCAACCGCUCAGGUGCAGCCGAUGGGAUAUGAUUAUCAUUCGCUUGUUUCGGAAAUGCGAGAUGGACUUAAUACACUAAAGAGGGAUAUCAGCCAAAUAAAUACUAAAAUAAGUAAUGGAGGAUCAGAUUGUCCAACAAUGAACUGCUUAACAACAACAAUGUUCUUACUGUUUGUGGCAAUCCAGAUGAUCAUUUUGUUAGCAUAUAGCAUGUACCGAGACAAUAAAGAAGCCCAGGCAAAGAAGUUGUACUAAUGUUUGUUUUCAAUCCUACAGUGCAAAAGUAAGGAUAUAAAAAUAAAUUUCUACCUUUGCGUACUGACUCAAUAUUUUUAUCAUUUGUUAAUGGUAUUUGUAUGCAUUUUUUGCUGAACAUCUGUACAAUAAAUACAUUCUUCAUUCACGGUAGAUUUACUGCGAUAUAAUAAGGAGCAAUCAAUUCUCCUGAGAUAUAAAAAAAAAAAACUUAUGCUCAGCUUUGUAUAAUUCUGAAGUCAUUCUGUAGUCAUUCUGAAUAUAACUCAAUGCGUCAUAUAUUUCUUGUCAUUGUAAACCAUAGACAUAAAUAUACAUAAAGUGGCAGAAAGUAGGCGCGUGAUCUUUAAAUUCGACAAAUUUUGUCGUGCUUAGAUGGUGGUUGUGUAUGAUAUAUAUUUUUUUAUCAUUAGAAAUAUUUCGUCCUUUUUUUCAAAUUAGUUUCAUUUAAAAAAUAAUUUUUUUUUUUUACAUAUUGAUUUAUUGUAAUAUUAAAAAUUAUAUAUAAAUAUUUAUAUACAAAUUUUGUAUUGAUAAUUGGCAUAUCGAGUAUCGAAAGCUGAGACAAUUUUUUCCUAAGAAAUAAUCCAAUUCUCAUCGCUUACGAUGUUUGUCGAUCUGGUACUACAUUCCUUUAAAUGAUUGAGCGUAUAGCUAAGUUUUACGUUUCUAACGUGACAGAUACUUAAAAAUAAGGAACGCUAGUUAUAGCUCUAUCGAAUUCAAAGUGGAAAAGUGACGUCGAACAAUCAUUACAUUCUUGAAGAUCUAGAAUAAGAACACUUUUGUUAAUACGUACUUUGUAAGCGUAUAUGGUAUAUCGAGUAGCAGCGUAGACAGGAACGAUUUGAAUUAUCCUGUCAAUCUUAUUGCAUUUGUAAAAGUUUAUUGAAGAUUGUAAAUGUAUAAUGAAAUAUAUCUAGUAAUAAAAUUACUAAUUGAAAAAAUAAACAAACUGAAAUUUAAUAAACAAGUUGAAAUUCAAAGGAUAUUUAAAGGAUACUUGCGAUCAUUUGAACAUUAAGUAUCGAUCGAUUAUAUCGAUUAUUUCGAGAUGAUUGAAUCUUCGAUCAAUCGAAGUAUGAUAAAAUGAGCGAUGUAAAGUGUGCAACGAUUUUAUUGUGCUUUUUGAUGAAUUUUUGAAGAAUUGAAUAUGGGUAUGUAAUUUUUGUGUAAAGUUUUGAAACAUACAUUAUAUCAUGUUAAAUUUUGUCAAAUAACUUUUGUAUAAAUAAUUACGUUUUUAUUUUCUUCACAA
Messenger RNA from Frieseomelitta varia, 3094 nucleotides. It is a transcript of the gene ergic53, whose product is annotated as protein ERGIC-53. Lineage: Eukaryota; Metazoa; Arthropoda; Insecta; Hymenoptera; Apidae. Gene Ontology annotation, cellular component: endoplasmic reticulum-Golgi intermediate compartment; Golgi membrane; COPII-coated ER to Golgi transport vesicle. Bases 322 to 1836 code for a protein of 504 amino acids. The record is from RefSeq and is a predicted model, not a curated record. Gene Ontology annotation, biological process: Golgi organization; endoplasmic reticulum to Golgi vesicle-mediated transport; endoplasmic reticulum organization. The transcript is spliced from 10 exons. Gene Ontology annotation, molecular function: D-mannose binding.